GUACUGGUGCACCGCGCAAGAAGGCCUAUACAAAUGACGCUCGUACAAUCUCGGUAGAUUUAAUGUGCGCAUAGAUAUACAUGUCUGCAUAAAGAUAAAACGCGAUUGGACAGGGCCGGCCGGUCUAAACGAGACAGCAGGGAAGAUUUCUAGUCUUCGCUCGUCCGCGUCGAUCGUAACGUCAUGCCGCGUUACCAUUAAAAUUGCAAUCUCGUACGCUUGCACCGAUCCAAGUCAGUGGUUAACCUUCGCCACUGCUGUUUCGUUCUUCGUUUCUUCGAUCAGACGUAUACACGUUUAAUUCUUUGCCUUUAUUUAGGCCGAAUAAAACGUGACAAAGAUGCUGCACAUUGUUGAAAGCGUACUUAGCCUACCAAAAUUGUACUAUGGAGCUCUCUUGGGAAUUGGAUUUUGCGCUUAUUAUCUCUGCGAGGUCGUCCAGGUACAGCGCUUCGGUCGUUAACGAAGGCCAACCAGCUCGGUCGGGCUGACUGACUCAGUAAUUGCUACUGAAAGUGCACCUUUGCUGGUGUGCGCGGAAGGCCCAUUCCGCAAAUUCUUAAUGGAUAAUGUUGAUAUUGUUAAAAACAAAUAUUGGCCAACUCUGUGGUGUUUCGAAUCGCGUGCCCAAACUGUUUUAGCGAGCCUGCUGCGUUCUCGAAUUUUGCCGCAUGUACAAUAUAGAAGAGAGAUAUUGAGUCUGAAAGAUGGAGGCGAAGUGGCCUUGGAUUGGGCGGAUCAACACUCGUCGCAAACGUCACCAAUCGUCAUCAUAUUACCAGGAUUGACGGGAGCUAGUGGAGCAGAAUACAUAAAAUGUCUAGUCUGCGCAGCUAAAAAGAUCGGUUUGAGAUGCGUCAUUUUCAACAAUCGAGGUCUCGGGGGUGUCAGUCUUAAGACGCCGAGAACUUAUUGCGCAUCGAACUGCGAGGAUUUGUCCGAAGUCGUGGAGCACGUGAGGAAACUUCAUCCCAACGUGCCUCUCGGGGCAACCGGUAUCUCCAUGGGAGGAUUAAUAUUAGGCAAUUAUCUGGCUCAGCAAGGCAAAGCGGCUGUGAAUAAACUCAAAGCGAGUCUCAUCAUUUCCGUACCUUGGAACGUUUUCGAGGCUACGAAGAGUAUCGAAAAGCCUUAUUUGAAUUUAAUGCUGAACAAACACUUGGCUGGAAAUUUGUGCAGAAACAUCGAAACUUAUCAUUAUUCUACGGAAAGCGGACUUUUUGACAUCGAUAUACGGAACGUUCUUAAGAGCAGAACAGUCAGGGAAUUCGACGCUAAUUUUACGGCUAAACAAUUCGGAUACAAAGACGUCGAGGAUUAUUAUUCGAGUGCUACGCUCCACGACAAACUUCAUCUCAUCCAAGUGCCACUUCUGUGCCUAAACGCUGCCGACGAUCCAUUCCAACCGCUCGAUGCGAUACCUCUGAAAGAAAUAAGCGAGUCGAAGGUAGUGGCUGCGGUCGUAACCUGCCGAGGAGGCCACAUAGGCUUUCUGGAAGGAUUUUGGCCAGCGAGAGAAGAGCAAUACAUGGGCAAAUUUUUCGCUCAAUAUUUCGGGGGCGUAUUUAUCAAAAAUUUCGAUCCAGUAACGUAUAAAACGUGAUAGAAAUUUAGGGGGAAAGGUUCACUUAGAAUUCUGUCCAAAUGAAAACGAAAAAACGAAAACGAAAGAAGGAAAGAAUUUUUGAACGACACACGAAAAUAUUGUGGUGAUGAUAGUAACAAGAGCACCAUUCAAGCGUGCCUUUUAUCAUGUCUCCAAACGUUGCUCCAAAUUUUUCGCUUCACAAUGACGCUCGAGAGAGAAUCCCGCACAGUUCGAUCGAACUAAAGAGAAAAGAAAAAAUAUUGCAGUAAUGUAGCGCUGUGCGGAUCGAUUCGACGCAUUUUAAAAUUAAUACCACGGGGAGAAAAUUCCAGUAAAAAUUGCUAUGCUGCCAUGGGAGUGGGGUUCUGUAUCGUAAUAUUUAUUAAUUCUUACGAACAUACACAGUCAUUUUUUGUGAAGCGAGAACUCGAUGAAAAUUCAUGUGCGAUGCCAAAAAAAAUUAUCGUACAAACGCGAAUGAAAUUCUGCUUUGAAUCAUAGUGUAAAUUUCUAAACGCUUUGGAGAAUCAUCGAUGCUCGUGUUCGAGCUCCUCAAAUUUGACUAUGCUCGACGGUGAAAAAAGUUUUCGAUUGUUAAAACAGUACGAACCGUAGCAAAACCGCCUUAAUAAUUGUACUUUGCAACAGUUCGUCAUCUAGUCGACAUAAAUUUUACGACGUUUCCUCGGUGAAUUGCGUAGGAAAAAACAAUAGCACAGUUCAAACCUUCAAAUUACAAUGUUUUUGGUAGAAACCUCCAAAAUGGGCGAUAUAGAACCCCGACGCUGCGGUGUCGUGGUAAUUUUCACAAUUUUUUUCUCUCCGGUUAAAUAUUCAAGCGCGAAAGAAGUUCACGCUGCCAUGUGCAAAUUUUCAAACAUUUCGGCGGUUCGGCGGAACUCGUGUUCGAGCUCUUGGAAUUUUGCUAUGUUCAACUGUGAAAUAAGCAAUUCAGAAAUUUGAAUUUGCAAACGACACGAAAAUUACAACGUUUUUAGUACAAAUUUUAGUAAAAAAAACUCUUGCGACUUUUUUCUUUCCGCGUACAAAACAAAUUCGAGAGUUCCAAGGGCUUCGAGACACAAAAAACAACAACUUGUCAAAGAAGCUUUUGUUCCGGCCGGCUUGAUUGAUUAAAGCACAGAAAAAAGUAUCCGCCGAACGGUCGGCGGCCGUGACGCAAUAAAACGCUGUGUCUGAAGGAGCGCGUUAAUAAAUUAGUCAAAUGCGCAACACGUAGGUAUUAAAAUCAUUUGAAAAAUGCUUGCCAUACGAUGUACGAGUUUGUAAAUACUUGCCAGUAUCAAACGCACUUUUCAAAUAGCUCUAAUCAUCCGGGCUCCAAUAUUGCAUAAUUCAUCGUUGAAAAAUUGCCGUGAAGUUCAUACAAACGAAGAAGCAAAAGAAAAUACUAACGUUAGAGAUGAAAGGAUGUUUCCUUAAGACGAAUUGAACAUCAAAAAGUGCGCGUAUUUCGUCUCGUUGAACAUUCAUCAGUAUUUAUUAAUUUUUUAAAAAUAUUGAAAAAAAUGAUUUUCAAUGAAACUGACGGUUUUUAGUUGGCUUAUUUUUCACCGAGCGUUAUACGUAACGUGCGAGUAACGAAUACAAAUGUUACGCUUCUUCCCAGCACGUCCGAGCGUUUCACGGUAAUUUGUGCGUCAAUGAUUCGGUGUAAAUAUGAAAAAAAAAAAAAAAAAAAAAAUGUUUCAAUAGAGGCUAUUUUCGCGCGUUAAACCGUCAAGUUCGUUGAUCGGUUAAAGGAAAGUUAUACGAUCUUGAACGUAAAAAUGUAAGGCGUUGUUAUAUAUAAACGCCUGGAUGAAAAAUGCUAAUUUUUCGUGUGUGCGCGUGUAUGUGUUUUCUUUAGUUGUCCCCCAACGAAUCGGCGGACCCAACAAUUUGACGAUUCCAUUCCGGCGUUUCUCAUUCGUCAGUCGGUGUACACGCCCGUAACCUUGAACCGUAGAAAUUCAGGGCAAUAUUUCUUCUCUCGAUAUUUCGUUGUAGCGAACAUAAUGAGGGAGAAAAAAUCUUGGUCGGCUUUUUUUUGGUGACGCAGCGCUAAUUCGAGCGAGUAAUUCGAUCGUCGCAAGUGGCUCAUUUAUCUCGACAUACGUUUUCCCUUCGAGUUCGUCGCUUAUAAUUAUUCGACUGAUAUUUGAGUAAAAGCGUUUUUGCGUCGCUUUACCAUUGGCCCUAAAGAUCCCACCCGUAAAUCCUCUAGAACUCAACUACGAACUUUUCUCCUACUCGUAGAUAAUGAAAAAAAACGUUUUUAAAAAAAACAUCUUCGUCUCGAAUACAUGGCGCAGCCUCGUCUCUGUACGGGAAUCGUCACGAUACUUGGAUUUCUUUUUUCUUGCUCUUUCCUAUAACUACGACGCAUGGAUGAGAAGCAGCUUCAGACAUUAGAGAAGCGCUUGUCCGAGCACACGUGGACACUUCGUUUUUUCUAAGACCCCCGACUUCACGAGUUUAAACGUCGCAAUAAGUUUUUCUAAUCAUGCUCCCUUCGAAAACUCUGUUCUUUGCUUUCACUUUCUCCAUCAUUUACUUUACCCAAUCUGCCAACGUUCGUGACAUUACUGUGACUCGAGAGGAUGCAUCGUGUCCGACGCUUGUACGUAUUUUACAUUCAAAACAUCAACUUAGACUGUAGCGAUCGAUGUGCCGUCGAUGGAAAAAAAGCUGCUUCGAUUUAUUCGAUCGAACUUUAGAAACUUUUUUCAAUUGCCAAAUAAUCAUUUUUUUUUCAAAGCAUUUUUCAAACAUUUUCAAUAUUUCACUUUUGGUGUAUAAUCCACGUUAUGUUACUCGAAUAGAUUUUUUAUUGAGGCGAUACAGAAUCAGAAUAGUUAUUAAAAUCACUGAAAAAUAUUAAGCAAAAUUAUUGUCAUAAUACGAAACAAUAUCCUGCAAAAACCACCCAUUUUUCGAAGUACGAUCGGAAUAUUUACUUUGAAAAUAAAACGAGAAUGAUAAUGUGUUAUUUUAGUAAUUAAAGGGGAACUCUAGCGUGAAUAAAGCGAGAAGAGAAUAUGAAGAAAAUUAGAAAUGGAAAAAUUUGUUUGUAAAAAAUCAAUGAUGAGCAAAUGAAUAUAAUUAUAUAAUAUAUUAACAUACAACAAAAAAAAUCACCAUUACUAAAUUUUAUAAUAAUAUAAUAUAGUGAAUAGUGAUACGCAUAAACAAAAUCAAGAGAUAUUAUUAAUAAUAAAAAUAAUAAUCAUGAGAUAAUACACGAACUUUGAUAGUAAUCCCGUUGAAUUUACCGUUCAAAUCUAACAUAUAUGAUAUGUCUACAACGAACGCUAUUCAUAAUAAACUAUAGAAAUAAGAAUUUCA
Venturia canescens is the source of this 4936-nucleotide messenger RNA. It is a transcript of the gene Hydr1, whose product is annotated as phospholipase Hydr1. NCBI's taxonomy places the organism in Eukaryota, Metazoa, Arthropoda, Insecta, Hymenoptera, Ichneumonidae. Gene Ontology annotation, molecular function: acetylesterase activity; monoacylglycerol lipase activity. The record is from RefSeq and is a predicted model, not a curated record. Bases 563 to 1603 code for a protein of 346 amino acids. The transcript is spliced from 8 exons. Gene Ontology annotation, biological process: medium-chain fatty acid catabolic process; medium-chain fatty acid biosynthetic process.